AUGGAAAGCAGCUCUCAAGAAAGCCUAAGUAAUCUAGAUAAUAUAGAAUGGGUAUCUGGUGGUACGUCGAUAACUGUCACUCCUCGUUCAAGUAACGUUAAUAACCAUGAAUCCAAAAUACCAUUGAGAGCAAUUACCUUUAACAAAAAAACAAGUGUUCGUAUGUUUUCUUCCGGAGUGGGAGAUAUGGCACUUUUAGUGCGUGGAAAAAGUCGAGAAAUUUCAAUUUGUUUAAAUAAUAUGAAAGAUGAAAUCGUUAUAAAUGUUAAAGAAAUUGAAGAAUUUCGAAUUGCCAAGGAUCGAGAUCAAAGAGCCAUUGUUUUGAGAUUAAAUCCAAAUUUUGAUAGAACG
This is a messenger RNA of Dentiscutata heterogama, 351 nucleotides long. The record is from the annotation of a GenBank genome assembly. NCBI's taxonomy places the organism in Eukaryota, Fungi, Glomeromycota, Glomeromycetes, Diversisporales, Gigasporaceae.